GUCAUCUCGGGACAUUUCUUCUGCAUCCUAAUAAUAUCAAUUCCGCCCGGGAUGAAUUCACAAAAGGCUCCUUGCAGAUGAUCCAUUUCCCAGGAAUCUGAAUGAGUGAAGAAUUCCGAAGAGAUCCAAGAUGCGUUUCUGCAGCCAACUCACCAAUGAUCCCACCCUCACCAAACUCAUCGGGUCUCUCUCAUCCCUGGGAAAAGUCUGCUGGAUGCGCCUCCAGGAUGACCUCGUCCGAUUCACCAUAAUCCCGGAUCAAGGCACCCAAGUAUGGGCUCAACUACCCGUUGACUCCAUCUUCGAACAAGACGCAUACACCCUCGAAUCCAACACCGGCGUCAUUAAUCUCGAAGUCCCCCUGGGCGCUCUGCACCGUGCGCUGCGCUCCGCCGCAAACGCCUCCUGGGUGCAAUUGCGUCUCACCAAGAAAGGCAACAUCCCGUUACUGGCAUUAACCAUUCGCACCAAGUCCUGGACCCAAGCACAGAAUGCGAUUGGCGUUCACGUUAACCAGGGAGAACAAGACGACACCACCACCACCACCACCACACCACAGGGACAAGAACAAGGACUAGGACCAAGAGGCCAACGCGAACGCCACACAGUCAUCACGCAAGAAGUCCCCGUGAAGAUCCUGCACGAGUCCGCGGUCGAAGCUCUCCACGAGCCGCGAUGUCGCGACCCCGACGUCCACAUCAUCCUCCCCGGCUUGGCCCAGUUAAAGAGUAUCUCUGAGCGAUUCACGAAACUCGCUGCGGACGACUCUUCUUCUUCUUCUUCUUCUUCCUCUGGUCUUAGCGGCGCGCCUACCUCCGCCACCACCUCGGUAUCGCCGAAACUAGAGCUAUCCGCCAACAUGCACGGCUCGUUACGGCUGGCCAUCACAACAGACAAGCUGCGGAUUUCGAGUGUGUGGACGGAUCUCGUGAACCCGGCGCUCGAUCCAAGUCAGUUGUCCCAGACGCAGCUCGACCAGUUGCCGAGUGAGCGGAUGAGGGCGUUACCGGGCGACGACGAGGCCGGGUGGGCGAAAGUGAGGAUUGAUGGGAAGGAUUGGGCGAGGGUUCUGAGUGUGGGACGGUUGAAUCCCAAGGUUGUUGCUUGCUUCAUCCAUGAAACGGCGCUGAUUCUCUAUGUGUAUCUUCCCGGGAGUUGGAAUGAGGAGGAUUCAUGUCUAACGUAUUACAUCAACUCAUACCUCAACUAGUACUUUUGAACGAAACCUGCUGCACUCGUAACAAAGCCGGCAUACUGACGACUUCGAAUCGCAACUCGAUGGAAAAUUCUGUCAUCAAGGAUAUUAUUAAAUUAAGCACAUAAUUAGAAUCAUAUUUCAUAAAAUCACAAAUAACCAUCAUAAU
This is a messenger RNA of Aspergillus ochraceoroseus IBT 24754, 1364 nucleotides long. RefSeq names its product checkpoint protein HUS1 family protein. Gene Ontology annotation, biological process: meiotic DNA integrity checkpoint signaling; telomere maintenance; nucleotide-excision repair. The record is from RefSeq and is a predicted model, not a curated record. Lineage: Eukaryota; Fungi; Ascomycota; Eurotiomycetes; Eurotiales; Aspergillaceae. Gene Ontology annotation, cellular component: checkpoint clamp complex; site of double-strand break; nucleolus. The coding region runs from base 131 to 1210 and encodes 359 amino acids. The transcript has 5 exons.